Chiroxiphia lanceolata (lance-tailed manakin) is the source of this 1859-nucleotide messenger RNA. RefSeq names its product THAP domain-containing protein 7-like. The transcript is spliced from 5 exons. The coding region runs from base 37 to 1074 and encodes 345 amino acids. Gene Ontology annotation, cellular component: nucleus. Lineage: Eukaryota; Metazoa; Chordata; Aves; Passeriformes; Pipridae. The record is from RefSeq and is a predicted model, not a curated record. Gene Ontology annotation, biological process: regulation of DNA-templated transcription.
CGGCGGCGGUGGCGGCGGCGGGAUGGGAGCGCCGAGAUGCCCCGGCACUGCUCCGCCUCCGGCUGCUGCACCCGCGACACCCGCGACACCCGUGGCAGGGGCAUCUCCUUCCACCGGUUGCCACGCAGGGACGACCCCCGCCGCGUGCAGUGGCUGGAGAACAGCCGGCGCCGGGACCCCUCGGGGGGGGGGCGAUGGGACCCCUCCUCCAAAUACAUCUACUUCUGCUCCCAGCACUUCGAGAGCCACUGCUUCGAGGUAGUGGGCUACAGUGGUUACCACCGGCUCAAGGAGGGGGCCGUGCCCACCGUGUUCGCCCCAGGCCCCCCCCGGCCCCCCAGGACCCCUAAGCCGAAGCCCCCCCCACCCGACAGCGACCCCCCAAAGCCCCUGCGGACCCCCAGGAAGUGGAAGCAGGACCCCGCCCCGCCCCCCCCGACCCCCCCGUUCCCCCCCUCCCUCUCCUGCUUCCCCCCGGACUCCAAAGCCCCCCCGGCCGCCGCCCAGGGCGGGGUCCCGGCGCCGCCGCCGGAGACCCUUCUGGUGGCCACGGGCGACGCCGAAGCCGCGGCGGCUCCGGCCCUGCCCGAGGGGGCCCCCCCGGCGCCCGCGGGCCCCCCCGGCCCCCCGUCACCGUCGCUGUUCAUGGCCCGGCUGCCGCCCCGCGCCGGCUCCUACAUCCAGAGCGAGCACAGCUACCAGGUGGGCUCCGCCCUGCUCUGGAAGCGCCGCGCCGAGACCGCGCUCGACGCCCUCGGCAAGGCCCAGAGGCAGCUCCAGGCGGGGAAGCGGCGGGAGCAGCGGCUCCGGCAGCGCCUGGCCGAGCUCCAGAGGGACACACGGGGCAUUCCGGAGCUCCAGAGGGACACGCGGGGGAUCCCGGAGCUCCAGAGGGACACGUGGGAUAUCCCGGAGCUCCAGAGGGACAUGCGGGGGAUUCCGGAGCUCCAGAGGGACACACGGGGGGUCCCAGAGCUCCAGAGGGACACGGGGGGGGUCCUGGAGCCCCGGAGGAGGCCCUGGGACCCCCCGGCCGAGGGGAAGGUGGAGCCAGUGGAGGACGGGGGGAGGUGAGUCCUGGGCACCGGGGGUGGGGGGGCUGUAAAUAAAGAUUUCACGUUUUCCAUGUGGAGUUUGUGGAGAUUUCUGCGAGUUUGGGGAGACUUCUGGGAAUUUAUGGGGAUUUGUGUGAGUUUCUGGGAGCUUUUAGGAGUUCCCAGGAGGAAUUUCAGGUGGAAAGUCUUCCCGGUGAGGGCGGCGAGUGGAGUUCCAGGUGCCACCAGGAGUUGGGACAGGGAAGGGUUUGGAGUGACGGGACACAGGGAAGGGCUUCCCGCUGAGAAUGGGGAGAUUUAGGUGGGAUAUGGGGAAGGAAUCCCACCCUGUGAGGGUGGGGAGGGGUUGGGAUGGCACCCAAAAAAAGUGGGAAUUAAGGGUUUAAUUUCCACGUCACAGACAGGCCGGGCCGGGAUAACCCCCCAGCCCAGCCCACAGUGCCUGAUUAGCCCCUAAUUAGCCUCGUUAAUUAGCCCGAGGCCGCUACAGACUGAGCCUCAUGUCCUGGAUGGCAGCGAAGGUGUCCGGGGUCAGCGGGACGUAGGAUCGCCGGGAAUCGUCGCGGAAGAACAGCGGAUCCCGGACCAGCUGGGGGUCGAAGCCCUCCCGGACCAGGUUGCUCUUGGACUGCUUGAAGGUGCCCGUGAUCUCCAGGGCGUCCUGGGGACGAGGGGUGUUGGGAAGGGGGGGUCCCGGGGCCGUGUCUGGGUGCUGGCGGGGGUUGAUCCCCCCCCUUGGCACAGGGUGACCCCCCCUUGGAACCAGAUGAGCCUGAGGGCCCCUCCCAACCCCAACCCAACCAU